UUCGAAGAGUCGAAAGGGAAAAGGCAAUAGAGUGAGAGAAGUGCUAUACAGUCUAAAUCAUUUAAGCAGGUUUUGGUCAAUUUCAUCAAUUGGGUUAUGCAGACAAAGAGGAAGCUUACGGUGUAUAUGAUCAUCGAUAACUGGUUAUAUUGAAGGGAAACUUCAGCCAUUUCGUCCAGGAUGGAAAUGGCUUCAUCUUCAACUCUAGACAUGUUGAGUAAUCUGCCAGAGAGUAUGCUAAAUAACAUCUUAUCACGUUUGUCAUUGAGGGACAUGGUGAGGACCACUGUCCUAUCAACCAAGUGGAGAUACAAAUGGACUUCAGUUCCACAUCUCAUAUUCGAUGAUGAAUAUUUACCAGUUUAUUUUGGUCCAUUUGGUCAUGAUAAACUUGUUAAAAUUGUCAAUCAUGUUCUCCUACUUCACAGAGGCCCAGUUCUAACCUUUGAGAUCUCUAGUUCGCAGUUACGAACCUGUUCAGAGAUAAACAGCUGGAUUCUUUACCUCUCAUUCAAUUCUGUCAAAGAAUUUAAACUUCAUAUUUCUAAGUCGGAGCGUCAUAUUGUUCCUCCAUGUUUAUUCUCCUUUGGACAUCUAAUUCAGCUAAUACUGAUUGGCUGCAUAAUUGUACCUCCUACGACGUUCAAAGGUUUUAGUUAUCUCAAAAAUCUCUCUCUUAAAAAGGUUACACUCUCUAAUGCAUCAUUGGAAUGUUUGCUUUCUUCUUGUCCUUGGCUUGAAAGGUUGACUUUGAUUGAUAUUGAUGGUCCUACUCAUGUUGAAAUUUGCAAUCCAAAUCUCAAGUAUUUGUUUUUCGAUGAUAAAUCCAUUGGUAUAAGCCUUAAAGAUUUGAGACUUUUAGUUUAUGCAAAUCUUCAUGCAAUAAAUGUGGCUCAUCCUGACCAACAAGGGACUUGCAAUUUUACAAGCAUUCUUGGCUCUAUGCUCAAUAUUCAAAAGCUUGUCAUGAAAGGCUGGUUUCUAGAGUCCUUAGCCAUUGGUGAUGUGCCAAGGAGGCUUCCUUCUACUUAUGAUCAUUUGAAGAGCAUCUCCUUCCCAUUAAACAUGGAGGAUGUGAAACAGAUUUUAGUUGCUGUAUGUUUACUGAAUAGCUCCCCUAAUUUGCAAGAGCUUGAAAUCUUGCUCUGCCGUAAUAGGGAAUAUGCGAUUGUUCCUGUCAUGGAUCUGCAAGAAGCAAAGGAUCAAUUGGAGUGUACAUUCAACAAACUCCGGGUUGUAAAUAUGUCUAAACUCUUCGGUAUUGAAACUGAAUUGGUGCUCAUUAAAUUUAUCCUUGCCAAUUCACCAGUGCUUGAGACAAUGAGUAUCAGUCCUGCGAAAAAGGGGAUUGAAUUGACAUUGUUCAAAGAGUUGCUUCAAUUCAAAAGAGCUUCACCACGAGCAAAAAUUGUGUACUUGGAUGGAAGUGACCCAAGAUGAUGUCCACUUUUCUCCCCUUUUUUGAAGUGUGUGUUAGCAGGUGUGCCAGUGGUCAAAUGCGUAUGUUGAAGAGCAUUCAUCUGUUGCCAAUUGGAACUAGUGACUAAGGCUUGAUUUUCAAUGUUUUGUGGGAUCCUAAUGAUUUGGCAAUGACAGCAUUCAUGGAAGGCUUGAUUUUCA
Messenger RNA from Macadamia integrifolia, 1620 nucleotides. RefSeq names its product F-box/FBD/LRR-repeat protein At1g13570-like. The coding region runs from base 181 to 1440 and encodes 419 amino acids. Lineage: Eukaryota; Viridiplantae; Streptophyta; Magnoliopsida; Proteales; Proteaceae. The record is from RefSeq and is a predicted model, not a curated record. Gene Ontology annotation, molecular function: protein binding. The transcript has 5 exons.